Molecule: messenger RNA, 911 nt
Organism: Ixodes scapularis (black-legged tick)
Lineage: Eukaryota; Metazoa; Arthropoda; Arachnida; Ixodida; Ixodidae
Exons: 1
Coding region: 13-813 (266 amino acids)
Source: RefSeq, a predicted model, not a curated record
CAGCAACCAGACAUGGAACCAGAGACGUUCCAGCACACUUGUCAGGUAUUUCUGGAGUCUCUUCGUCUGUCGGAUGAGGGUAGAUCGGAGCUCGAACGGGCCACUCAGGGACAGGCCGCAUGCCCGAGAUGGAAAGAGGAGCGGAAAAAGCGACUGACUGCUUCCUCCUUCGGCAAGGUUUGUAAGAUGAAGCCAACAACAAGCUGCGCAAAGACGGUGGUAGGGCUUCUCUACAAGGAAUUCAGUUCACCAGCAACACAGUAUGGCAACGAUCAAGAGCCUCUGGCUCUAAGAAGGCUCGAGGCUGACAUGGGAGUUUCUGUAGAAAAGUGUGGGCUUUUCGUUGAUCGGGAGCACCCGUACCUUGGAGCAAGCCCUGAUGGGCUGGUGAAUGACGACGGCCUGGUUGAGGUUAAGUCUUCUUACACAGCCCGUGGCCUCACUGUGUUGGAGGGAGUCAAGCAGAAGAAGAUCAAGUGUGUCACGGAAACAGAUGGACGUUUCAGUCUCAUCAGGACGCACAACUUCUGGUACCAAGUUCAAGGACAACUGCACAUCACAGGGCGUCAGUUUUGCCUCUUCGUUAUAUGGACGGGAAGCGACAUCUCCAUCGAGAAAAUCGCUCGAGACGAUCAGUUCUGGGAAACUCAGAUGCUCCCACAGCUCCAGAAGUUUUACCGCUACUGUCUGCUUCCAGAAAUCGUUGAUCCCCGACAAAGUCGAAGCAUGCCCAUCAGGGACCCUGACUACAUCCUUGAGGCAAUUAGGGAGAAAGCCCAGAAGGCACCGAAGACGAAGAAAGCGAAAAAAUGAGAAAGCAUUAAGCCUGCAGCAACAGCAAGCGCGUGAAAAUCUUUUCCGGUGUGCUCUUACAUUGUAUAGUUGUUUCUUACGUUCUCACUAAUACCAGC